Molecule: messenger RNA, 3005 nt
Organism: Ochotona princeps (American pika)
Lineage: Eukaryota; Metazoa; Chordata; Mammalia; Lagomorpha; Ochotonidae
Gene: NUDCD3
Product: NudC domain containing 3
Exons: 6
Coding region: 282-1391 (369 amino acids)
Biological process (GO): protein folding
Cellular component (GO): cytoplasm
Source: RefSeq, a predicted model, not a curated record
GCCCGCCUCAAACAUGGCCGCCACCCGUCCCUUGCAAGGCGGCCAGGGGUUUUUCAGCGUGUAGGAACUGUGUCGGGUCCCGCAUCCGGCGCCUUUCGAAAGGGCUGUCCGGGACAGAGCGCGGCGGGGCGUUAGGGUCCGCCCGGGGGUCGCUCGAGGGCGGACCGGAAGUCCCCGGGGGAGCCGUCCGGGGGAGCGGUUGGGCGCGCGCCGGAAGUGGCGGCCUGCGGUCCGCGGGAGCCGCGGGAUUCGGGUCCCUGGGCGGCGGCGGCGGCGGCGACAUGGAGCCUGGGGCUGCGGAGCUGUACGAUCAGGCCCUGCUGGGCAUCCUGCAGCACGUGGGUAAUGUGCAGGACUUCCUGCGCGUGCUGUUCGGCUUCCUCUACCGCAAGACGGACUUCUACCGCCUGCUGCGCCAGCCGUCGGACCGCAUGGGCUUCCCGCCCGGCGCGGCGCAGGCCCUGGUGCUGCAGGUAUUCAAGACCUUUGACCACAUGGCCCGUCAGGAUGACGAGAAGAGGAGGAAGGAGCUUGAAGAGAAAGUCAGAAGAAAGGAAGAGGAGGAGGCCAGUGGAACAGCCCCCGAAGCCAAGGAGGAGCGGGGGGCCGGCCCAGUCCCUGGGGCCGUGCAGGAAGUAGAGAUUGAUGCCACCCCAGAGGUGGGUGGGCCCGCAGAGGCGGAGAAAGCCCCCGCUCCAGGCCUGCAGGACACGGUGGUGCUGCCGCUGGCGCCUGGCCCGGAGGAGGUGGCCGCGGCUCCUGGAGCAGCUGCUGGUGCUACGGAAUCCCCCAGGGACCCUCCAGCUCCCUCCAGGCUUCAGGAGCAAUUCCAGAGAAACCCUGACAGCUACAACGGGGCCGUCCGGGAGAAUUACACCUGGUCCCAAGACUACACAGACCUGGAGGUCAGGGUGCCAGUGCCCAAGCACGUGGUGAAGGGGAAGCAGGUCUCUGUGGCUCUGAGCAGCAACUCCAUGCGUGUGGCUGUGCUGGAGGGGAGUGGGGAGCGCGUGCUCAUGGAGGGGAAGCUCACCCACAAGAUCCACACCGAGAACUCGCUUUGGAGCCUGGAGCCGGGCAAGUGCGUUCUGGUGAACCUCAGCAAGGUUGGGGAGUACUGGUGGAACGCCAUCCUGGAGGGCGAGGAGCCCAUCGACAUUGACAAGAUCAACAAGGAGCGCUCCAUGGCCACCGUGGACGAGGAGGAGCAGGCCGUCCUGGACAGGCUCACCUUCGACUACCACCAGAAGCUGCAGGGCAAGCCACAGAGCCAUGAGCUGAAAGUCCAUGAGAUGCUGAAGAAGGGGUGGGAUGCUGAAGGCUCUCCCUUCCGAGGCCAGCGGUUCGACCCAGCCAUGUUCAACAUCUCCCCGGGGGCUGUACAGUUUUAGUGGCCUGGAGGAGAGGAGCCCCCGCCUGCAGGGCUGUGGGCCUCACCCUCAGCCACCCCCUCUGGCUCCCUGCCCGCCAGGGGCUUGCUUGUCCUGUUCAUCCCUGGCCUGCCUUUGUCUCCAGGGCGAACGAGGCCUUCCACUCUGACCUUGCAUCCAGACUGUUCAGCAGAGGCUUGGGGCCCCUGUGGUGUGGCCGCCGCAGCUGCCGCAGACUGGAGGUGUUUGGAACACAGGAGGGAGGCGUCCGGCACCAGAGAUCAUGGGCUUUGUCUCCACAGCAACCAGCCGUGCAGGCCGCCUCUCCUCCCCUGCUCGCUGCUUGCUGCUGUUUGAUGCUCCUCUGCUUGCUUCUCUGCUUGGGGGGUUGGGAGGGAAGGGAAUUGGUGCUGGGCAAAGCCAAAGUUGUGGAAAUUGUGGAGCUGGACACGUGCAUGAGGGCCGCGAGGGGUGCUGCACUGGGGGCUGCUUCAGGAAACCCCAUGCCCUUCCCUGUGGGCGUAUGCUGGCUGUCUUGUAGGUGGCGCAGGGACCCUGGGUGGGGGGAAGGCCUUGCUCCAGCUCCAGGCUCCUCUGACCGGCUGCCAGCGCAUGGCCUGGGCUACCUGGUCCCAUGAGGCCUCCCCUAGGCAGACUGUGGGGCAUUGUGGGCAGAAAGGAGCCUGAGGCACACCUUGCUGCCCUGCGGCAGGACCCCAGCUCAAGACUGGCCGAGGAGGAACCCUGCACGCACUGGCCUCCUGCAGCCAGGCCGGGCCUGAAGACACAGCACCCCACCCUCCGGGCCCAGCCCCCCUUCCUUUCCCACGUGUUCAGGACCUGGCCUCUGCCUCCUCACCCCAAGGCCUCACCUGAGCCAGGGCUGCGACCACCCCUCGGCCAGUGCUCCUGGUACUUGUGGGGUCUCUGGCCAUCCCCAGGAAAAUGGUGCCCCUACCACCUGGCACUGCUGUCAGCCUUGGUGUGCGGCUGCCUGACACUGCCUCCAGAGGGAAAGAGCCCCCGACAGCUGCAUGCUCCGUGGGCCCUUGCGGAAUGAGAACAAGUCGGCUUCCAUCGUCAUCACUUUGGGGUGGAUUUCUGAUGGCCCCGCAAGAAAGUGUUAGUAGUGUGGGGGUCUGGCUGCGCCACUGUGUCCCUGUCUUCUGCUCUGUCACCAAGCCAGGGAGGUCUCCCUGACGACUUCGCUCCGUUCAGCAGGACUGUCACCUUUAGGGCCUGAGAAGGCCUGUGCUUCUGUUGCCCAAGUUGCCAUCAGAGCCCUGGGAUUGGCAUGUGGCUGCCCUGCCUGGGGAAGGAGGGCUGUGUGUGUGUGUGUGUGUGUGUGUCCCCGCCCAUCCCCCCAGAGCUGCCUUCCAGGAGCAAUCAGCUAGUGGGUGGCGUGUGCCACACUGGGUCAUCCAGGAGGCUGAGGGCUCACUUCCGUGGUGACAUCUCUGCCCAAUUUUAUUUUGUGUUACUCUUCUCCCUGUUUCCUGCCCUAUUAAAUAACUGGUCGGUCCGCGCCUGGGGGUGAAGGGGCAGUGUGGGCUGUUGGCUGCGUGGUAGCGGCAGCCACCUUGUGCCCCAGGCCCUUGUUCCCAGCACAUGGCCUGGGAGUCUUGUGCACCCCAA